CGGGGUAAGAAGAAGAAAAAACCCCGAAGAAGUGGUGAGCGUCGUGGGAGGGUGGGCCACCUGUGACGGCACAUGAGUGGAGAAGAGCCUCGAGGCUGCCCCUCUGUUCACACUGCGUGUGGUUCAGUGUGUGUGUGAGGGUGUUACGGCGUCUAAAGUCCACUUGGAUUAUCUUGAGCUCAAGGAAACGUUCAUAUCUGUCUGUUCGAGGAAUGUGUACGUGAUUCAGGUUCCUUUGGAUCUCUCUGCAGCACUCGAGGAGGGGCUGCCUGCCGGUGCGUGUGUCUUUGAGAGUCCUAGGGCGACUAUGUUUGUGUGAGUGCCUUUGCAUGUGUGUACGCCCCGGUCGGAGAGCGUGUGUGUCCCAUGAGGCGCUCGGCAGAGAUGCAGGGAUGUUGUGCGGUGCGGCUCCUGCUGCUGUGCUGCUGUGUGUGUGCGGCAGCCAGCUACCCGUUCAGAACGCCCCUGGACCUGGAUGUGACUCCACGCGUCACCGUGUUGAACAGCGGUCUCCAGGGCUGCAGACGUUUCCAGUCCUCUGCAGUCAGCUACAGCACCAUGUUGCUGGAGGCUGACAGUGAGCGUCUCUUCGUGGGGGCCCGGGGGGCUGUGUUUGCUCUCAAUGCCUCUGACAUUUCAGCCAGCUCUGCUCUCACUAUUGAAUGGGAAGCCUCCCCCGAGCAAAAGCUCCAGUGUCUGCUCAAGGGAAAAGACAAUAAGACGGAGUGUUUUAAUCACAUCCGCUUCCUCCAGAGGUUCAACUCGACUCAUCUCUACAUGUGUGGGACUCAUGCCUUCAGCCCCCUAUGUGCUUACAUAAAUGAGGAUACAUUUGUGAUGUCGUCUCAGCCUGAAGAGGGCAGAGACAAAUGUCCCUACAGCCCGACGACAGGCUACACUGCUCUCAUCAUUGACCAGCAGAUGUAUUCGGCUUCCCAGUACGAGUUUAGGAGCUUUCCCGAUAUCCGCCGCAACUCUCCGCCCCCCACACUGAAGACAGAGGAUGCCCCAACACGCUGGCUGAACGAGGCAGACUUUGUGGGCUCGGCACUCGUGAGGGAGAGUUUGGGCAGCAGCACCGGCGAUGAUGAUAAGAUCUACUACUUCUUCACCGAGAGGAGCGAAGAGCAGACGACAACCUACAGCCACAGCAGGGUGGCACGAGUGGCUCGCAUUUGUAAGGGGGACCGGGGAGGCCGUUUAACUCUCCAGAAACGGUGGACGUCCUUCCUCAAGGCCAGGCUGACAUGUUCUCUGCCCGAGUACGACUUCCACUUCAACAUGCUGCGCAGCAUGUUUGUCAUGCCUGGCCUUACGCCGCAGGACACGCUCUUCUACGGCAUCUUCGGCCUGGAAUGGAAAAACGUGAAGGCAUCUGCAGUGUGUCGAUUCUCUCUGUCUGAAGUCCAAGAGGCCUUUCAAGGACCCUACAUGGAGAACCAGGACUCUGGCUCCAAGUGGAAGGAAUACACUGGAAAGAUCCCUGACCCGCGACCUGGAACGUGUAUAACUGACACACUGAGGGCCAAGGGCAUCAACGUCUCCACCUCGCUGCCCGAUGAUGUGCUGAACUUCGUCCGGAGGCAUCCUCUGAUGUCCCGGCAGGUCCAACCUUCAGACAGACGACCGCUUUUGUUCAGGCGGACGACCGACUACACACACAUGGCCGUCAACAUGAUCGAAGGCUUAGAUGGACACACAUACCACGUGUUGUACAUGGGCACAGAUGAAGGCUGGUUACAUAAAGCUGUAGAAAUCCAGGGUCAGCUUCACAUUAUCGAGGAGCUUCAACUGUUUGAGGAACCACAGCCUGUAAUCAACCUGCUGCUGUCGGCAAAACAGAUGAGUGUAUAUGUGGGCUCUCCAUCGGGCGUGGUGCAGCUUCCCCUCGCUCGCUGUCACAGAUACGCCUCCUGCUACGACUGCAUCUUUGCCAGAGAUCCUCACUGUGCCUGGAACGGAGCCCAGUGUGUGGACGUCAUGGCUCAAGCAGACAGAUCCUCUUUAGUCCAGGACAUCCAGCAGGGCAGCAAAGGAUGUGAAAACACACAAGAUGACGUUGCCGUGCGGAGCCGCUCUGUGCGGGUGGGCGACGACGUGCUGCUGCAGUGUGAGCUCAGCUCAAACCUGGCGACGCCCCUCUGGACUCUGGAUGGCAGCGAGCUGCAGGGCUACGGCCUCAACUCUGGCUUCAGGACUGGCACAGACGGCCUGCUGAUUAUCGAGGCCCGGCGGGACCAGAGUGGGCUGUACACCUGCUUCGCUGUCGAGAACAAUAUCAAGGUCGCCAUAGUAACCUUCAAUAUCACCAUCCGCCUGGACCUGCCCCCUCCUCCACCUGUUGAGCCAACAGCAGACCCUUACAGUUUGUUUGUCACCCUGCUAGCCCCCACUGAGCACUCCUCUCCCGAGAGGCCACCGCCCCCGGCCCCUCUUCUCCCACACUCAGAGCUGCUCUCCCCCAGGAACAUGGAGGCCAUAUAUCUGUCCCUCAUCACCAUCCUCGGAGGCCUGUGUGUCGUCCUCACUGUCGUGCUCGUCUACGUGGGCUUCUGCCUGCGAGUGGGCAACAGAGGGAAGUAUUCAUUACGAGCUGCUGCUGCUUCAGCCUACCCGAACGGUAAGAGGCCCAACAGGAACAAAAAACAUCACAGAAACUCCUCCCUCAUGGAGCUGAAGACCAUCUCAAGCCACUGCAACGGCAAUGGCGUUUGUAAUGGAGUUUCAAAGCAGCACAACGGCGACAUCCAGGAGGGAGGCUUCCUCCAGAUCGUCCCCGGAGAGGCUCACAGGUCACCCAAUAAGGAGCUUCCUCCCCCGGCACCUCCUCUCCCACCAACUCCGCAACAUCCCUCCCCAGAGUGUGACUUCCCCAACGGGUUAUCGGCCACGCUGCCCAGCGUCCUGCGGAGGAUGAAGGGCAACAGCUACGUGCUGCUGAGGCAGAGCGAGUCUGAAAGCACGCCGCCGCUCUGCUACUCCUUUGCCGAGGAGCUGAACAAGAUGUUAGAGAAAAGGAAACGCACUCAGCUGCUGCCUCGGCCGGACGAGAGCUCUGUGUAGGGAGAUGUAGCGCCCCCUGUGGUGGGAGGGCAGCUGUGUUUUUACUUGGUGCUGAAGUGCCUGUCAUAUGACCCUAUAUUCUUAAUGCAAUGAGAGUUUUAACUACAUUCUUUGCUUUGGAUUUUAUUUAAUUUUUACGAGUCCACAUCGAGACAUUCCUUCCUUUUUAACUCGUGGGCUGCUUGUUAACCUUAAUUCACAAAUUUCCCAACACAUAACGAGGGAGUGACACAUGCCAGUGGAGGAUCGAGCAUGAAGUGACAAGAGAGAGCAAUCUACCUCACCUUUUAACUGCCCAGGAGGACGUCUGCCGUCAGUCUGGUGUCUGAUCCGAGGAUCAAGACACAAAACGGGACACAGACUCCAGCAAGGAGCAGAGCCCCACGGGAAUAUCCAUGUGGAGACCUCUGCUGUGUGGAGGGCAGCGAGCCGGAGUGUGUUUGCACAGAUGGCCGAUGCAUCUUUAAACAUGUGGUUCACAUAUUAUACAUAUUGAGGAAGGUGGACAUGAGUAAGGGAAUUUGUUGUACAAUAUUUUCGCAUUUAAUACUGACUUAAUCUAUGACUAUUAUAAUAAUUAUAACACAACAUGAUGUACAGUAACUCAUGGCAGCACAUAAGGAAGAAAAUAAUGGAGAAUAAUGAAGAAAUGGUGAACUAAUCAUUAUUUAAUAUGACUAUUAACCCUAAUUCAGAGUUAAGUAACUUACCACAUUGUCGAUAAUUUUUACAUUGUUUUAAAUAAUCACUGAUACUAUCAUUUAGUUUAUUUAUUAAUUGAUGGCAACAUUGAAAAUUUGCUGUUCAUAUUUAGUUUUAAAAUGGUUAGAAAUCAAGUCAAUAACUUUGAAUGCCACCAUUGCCUGAUAUACAGGUACACUUUUAAUGAUAAUAAGAGUAUUUGCAAAUGCAGAUAUGCAUAACUGUAAUUUACAGCUUAGGCUGAGACAACUUAUCAUGACUGGUUCAAGGUGGCCUCAAGGUGAGGCCUGUGAACAUCACAACCCAAGGCUGCAAUUCAUACAGGCAAAGGUGCCCAUUAAAUAUACAUUUGCAUAAACAUUAUUUGGGUAAAUCUUGGAUGUAAAAUUCCUUGGAUAGUCAAUAAUAAACAAGGAAAUAAUAUUAUUUAAUCUUUCACACAAUUGAACAAAUAUUGAAUAGUGCGUAUUUCACCAAGUGUUAAGACAAGCUGAAGAACACAUGGCAGUAUUAUUGAUUUUAAUGUUUUAAAACACACGGUAAUGAACCCUGUUAUGGACGUUGAUGCUGCAACCUGUCGAGAACCAGCAGGAUGGAGGAGCCUUUUGAUUGGCCGGUUGUCCUUAUGGAGAACGCCACACCUGUCUGCUGGACCUCGUUUGACACGAGAACAAUUGAGCGUCUCAGCUGAGCCUCAACCCGCUGCUGAGCCCGACAUGACUCCAUCGCAGAGGAUGACGAGCUGUGGGGCGCAGCGUUCUCCCAAAGCAUCAACGGUGUCAUGUGCACCGGUCAGUUUGAAGUCCUCCUACUUUCAUUCCUGGGGAUACCACCUGUCCACAGGAGUCAGACGACAAGGCCCGCUUUAAAGAUGUACUUUGAAUGAGCAAUGAAAUAAAAUGCAGCUUCUUCACUGGACGGCGGAGACGGAAGAGAAAGAGGAGCUGGAUGAGGGCGACGCUCCGCUUGUUCACAACUGGAAUGCAAACUGUUGGCUGCAGAGUCGUCCUGAGCACCGGUCUGUUGGCCCAAACGAUGACGUGGUUAUGAGCGUCUUUUAUUCACACUUGCUGCAUGAAUUAUGUGUUCAACACUGCUCCCCCCCCCCCCCCUUAAAGUCAAGGAAACAACAACUCUUAAUAUUAAUGUAAAGUGCCAAGGCCGAUGCCUAAGAAGAGCUCUGUGAGCCUAAUUUAAGGUACAAGAAAUGGAUUUUUUUUUUUUAAAGAAGUGUAUUUAUUUUGUAAUUUUGUACAUUGUGUUGAGGUUAUUGUCAUAGUUGCUGUUAAGGUGCCACGUGCCUUCCUGGCAAAUGGGGAGAGGGGGGUCACAAGUCGCCUGUGAUGAAACAAAAUGUGAUGAUUAGAAGCAGGUAGCCAAAAGCAUGCAGAGGCUGUACCAGCACCACAUCAUUUUUAUAUUUAUAACCUAAUAUGAGGAAAACACACCAAUUUACUUCUUCACUCUAACCUAUUAAUUGGGGAUAAUUUAGCUUUUCUCUCUCUGUAAUGUCCAAAUAUUUGUUUGAUCUCUUUGGCAUGUUACUGCAUGCUUGUGCGCACAGAAAAUUAUUUGAUGAAACUAAACACAGAAUAACCAGGCAGUAUGUUCCUUCACAUUUCAGUCACAAGUUAAAAUAAAGAUUUGUACUUCAA
Molecule: messenger RNA, 5420 nt
Organism: Pseudoliparis swirei
Lineage: Eukaryota; Metazoa; Chordata; Actinopteri; Perciformes; Liparidae
Gene: sema4ga
Product: sema domain, immunoglobulin domain (Ig), transmembrane domain (TM) and short cytoplasmic domain, (semaphorin) 4Ga
Exons: 16
Coding region: 367-3063 (898 amino acids)
Biological process (GO): semaphorin-plexin signaling pathway; axon guidance; negative chemotaxis
Molecular function (GO): semaphorin receptor binding; chemorepellent activity
Source: RefSeq, a predicted model, not a curated record